This is a messenger RNA of Cyphellophora attinorum, 1338 nucleotides long. RefSeq lists its product as uncharacterized. The coding region runs from base 1 to 1338 and encodes 445 amino acids. The record is from RefSeq and is a predicted model, not a curated record. The transcript has 2 exons. Lineage: Eukaryota; Fungi; Ascomycota; Eurotiomycetes; Chaetothyriales; Cyphellophoraceae. Gene Ontology annotation, molecular function: FAD binding.
AUGGCACCACUCAACAUUCUCAUCGUCGGCUGUGGAAUAGCUGGUUCAACUUUGGCCAGCUUCCUACUCCUCUCAGAAGGCAUGCCAGCACAUGAGACACCAAAAAUUACUAUACUGGAACGCGCUCCUGGCAUGCGAUCCCAAGGUCAGAACAUCGAUGUCAGAGGUGCUGGCAUUACUAUCAUCCGCAAGCUUGGCCUCGAAGGUGCAGUUCGCGCCUCAACUACUGGUGAGGUUGGCGUCCAAUGGGUCGAUGAUAAGGGCGCGAUCUGGGCAUCGAUCGGAGCUGAUCGCACCGGCAAGCUAUCGACACCAACAGCAGAUAUUGAGAUCCUGAGAGGAAGGCUGGCCGAGUUAUGCUGGCUCAGGAGCAAAGACAUAAGCGAAUCAGUCCAAGCUCAAGGUGGGAAAGGUAUUGACUUCAUCUUCGGCGACUGCCUAGACCAUAUCCAGCAAGACAAUGAUCAAGUGCAUGUACGAUUCGCGAAGUCACGACGAGAGAUGCGUUACGACCUGGUCGUUGGAGCGGACGGUCUUCAGAGUCAGGUACGACGACUGGUGUGGGGUGCUUCUGGUGAAGAGGACCGCGUCAAGAAACUCGGUGCUUAUGGCGCUUUCUUUAGUAUCCCUCGAAUCGCCUCUGACACAGUUCAUCGACAAUGGUUUCAUGCUUCCGGACGAAGGAACAUCAUGCUCAGACCGGACCAACAGAAUAAGAGGACCACAGCUUUCAUGUUCGUUGUCAAUGAAGAAGACACGAGACUGCAAGAAGUUGCCAAGAAGGGCCGGGAAGGUCUCGAAUCACAGAAGGACAUCAUGCAAGAGUACUUCAGCGACGCUGGCUGGCAGUCAGACAGGGUUUUGUCAGAGAUGAGAAAGACUCCUGACUUCUACUACGACAUGAUCGCACAAGUCAAAUUGGACCACUACAACAAAGGUCGGGUCGUCUUAUUGGGCGAUGCUGGCUAUUGUGCAAGCCCGUUCAGUGGUAUGGGUACGACUCUCGCGAUGGAUGGUGCCUACAAUCUUGCCGGCGCUCUAUCACGCCAUCCAGAUCGCCCAGACCAGGCCUUUGAGGAAUACGAGACCGAGAUGCGUCCAGUCGUCACGCGAGCGCAGAAGCUCUUCCCCGGCAUGCCUCGAAUAUUCGCGCCGGAGACCGCUUGGGGCGUGUGGGUGUUGAAUCUUAUUGUGUACCUGAUUCAGCUGUCUGGACUUCCGAAAAUUCUCUUUAAGUAUCUCGGCCCACCAGCGAAUACCGUGCCUGUGAAGGAUUACGGGUUCAAGACUCUCCCGGAGUGGUCACCGGAGCAAUCGGAAAAGUCGACAAAGUCUUGA